Dermacentor albipictus is the source of this 891-nucleotide messenger RNA. RefSeq names its product DAP3-binding cell death enhancer 1-like. Gene Ontology annotation, molecular function: protein binding. The record is from RefSeq and is a predicted model, not a curated record. Lineage: Eukaryota; Metazoa; Arthropoda; Arachnida; Ixodida; Ixodidae.
AUGACAGGAGCGAGGCGCAGGUCUAAGCAGGGAAAGCGAAACGUCGCCAAGGAAAAUGAAGGCGCCGACAAUCUGCCGUUCGGUGGCAAAGUACGACUCGCAAGGCGUCGAAAGCCAGACGGGUGGCUGGUUAUUGCCCUUGAGGUGCUGGGGGCGGCGGUGGUGUUCGUGCUCGUUUACUUGGGCUAUUACCACCAGGAGGCGGUGCACUUUCACUUGAACCACGCUUACGCCCAUGUUGGACACGCGCAUGCCCAGCACGUGGUCGCGCACAAGUACCUGCAUGGAAAUGGUGUCCCUAAGAACAGCAGCAUGGCAUUCUACUGGUUCAGAAAGGCGGCUGACCAAGGGCACGCACAUUCAGCGUACAACUUGGCCGUAGGUCACAUGCAAGGAUUUGCUACCGAUGUGAAAAAAGGGGAGGCCAAAAAGCUGAUCAAGUACGCAGCAGACAACGGGGUGCACGAAGCUCACCGCGUGUACCACGAGGCCUGCCACGCAGGAAAGUGUGACCACUGACUGUGGGAAGAGGGCUGCCAAGCUCCCGAACUACCAUAUAACUACUUUGUUUAGUUCUCUUACUUGAAAUUGCCUGAGCCAACGGUCACACAUCCGCUCAAAUGACCGAUUCUUCUUGUCCUAAGCGGCACAUCGCCUCUAGCGCGAAGAUCGUCAGCACAAGGUUGUAUUCGUUGUAUAUACAACAGUUCCCGGGAACACCGGCAACUGUUGGGACGAAUGUGUGGGAGAAGACUACAUAUAUAUUUGCUUGAUCUUCCUCUAUGUGAACACCUUCAAGAAAGCAGCGCUUGAUAAGGAGCAUAUUUCCCAAAGAAAAUCACUGUAUCUAUAGGAAAAUCUAUCUUUGUAGGAUGACAAUAAAGAAACGUU